Messenger RNA from Drepanopeziza brunnea f. sp. 'multigermtubi' MB_m1, 1668 nucleotides. RefSeq lists its product as uncharacterized. Gene Ontology annotation, cellular component: fungal-type vacuole membrane. The record is from RefSeq and is a predicted model, not a curated record. Gene Ontology annotation, biological process: basic amino acid transport; transmembrane transport. NCBI's taxonomy places the organism in Eukaryota, Fungi, Ascomycota, Leotiomycetes, Helotiales, Drepanopezizaceae. Gene Ontology annotation, molecular function: basic amino acid transmembrane transporter activity.
AUGUCCACCAGCCGCAGGCCGAGCGAGAUCACCCCCCUCCUCGGCGACGGCGACAGUUCCAAGGUCACCGAGGCCAACACCAACACCGGCAGCAGCGCGCAAUGGGCAACCAGCGAGCAGAUCUCCAUCCCUCCUGAAGAGCGAUCCCCUCGGCGGUUAUACAUCACCCUCGCCAGCGUCUACGUCGGCGUGUUCCUCGGUGCCCUCGAUGGCACCAUCAUCGCGACGCUCUCCGCGCCCAUCUCGACGUCUUUCAACUCGCUGUCCCUCCUCUCCUGGCUGGCAUCGGCUUACCUCAUCGCGAACGCCGCCUGCCAGCCGCUCUCCGGCCGCCUGACCGAUAUCUUCAGUCGGCGGCGCGGGCUCGUCGUCUCGAAUAUCCUCUUUGCCGCCGGAAACCUGAUCUGCGGUCUCGCGACCUCGCAAUGGACCAUGAUUGCCGGACGGGCGGUCGCGGGAGUGGGAGGGGGCGGGCUGAUGGCUAUCAGCACCUUUGUGGCCAGCGACUUGGUGCCGUUGCGGAAGAGGGGGAUCGUACAAGGCCUGGGAAACGUGUGUUUUGGCACCGGCGCGGGCCUGGGCGGCGUGUUCGGUGGGUGGGUAACCGAUCUCUGGGGCUGGAGAGUCGCGUUCCUGGCGCAGGUGCCGCUGGUGCUCGUCUCGGGAAUCCUGGUGUGGUGGGUUGUCGACGUGCCCGUCAAGGAGUCGGACUCGGACGGGUCGAAGCUCUCGCGGGUGGAUUUCCUGGGCUCCUCCACUUUGCUGCUUGCGCUCGUCCUGCUGCUGCUUGGCCUCAAUUCGGGAGGGAACGUCCUCCCGUGGACACACCCGCUGGUGCUGGCCUGCUUCCCUCUAUCUGGCGUCGCUCUGUUGGCAUUCAUCUAUGUAGAGCUCUACAUCGCCUCGGAACCUGUCAUUCCCGUCCGCCUCCUCCUCAAUCGCACCGUCGCCGCAGCAUGUCUCUGCAACUGGUUCACCACCAUGGUGACAUUCACGGUCCUCUUCUACAUGCCAAUCUUCUUCCAAGUCAAAGGCGUGUCGACCACCGGCGCUGGCUUGCGCAUGAUCCCGCAAUCCGUGGGCGCCUCGUUCGGUUCCCUAGGUAGCGGCUUGAUCAUGAACCGCACUGGGAAGUACAAAGUCCUGUCCGUCGGCCUCCUUAUCAGCUUCUGCCUCGGAACUGGCUUGCUGUCAACCCUCAGCCUGUAUGCGCCGGACGGGCUAUGCUACAUCUACUUAUUCCUCAUCGGUACCGGGUAUGGUGGCAUGCUCACAUGUACCCUGCUUGCUGUUAUUGCAGCCGUGGACCACGAGCACCAAGCCGUCAUCACCUCAGCAACCUACGCUUUCCGCUCCACAGGCUCCUCGCUUGGUGUCACCAUCGCAUCGGCCGUCUUCCAAAAUCUCCUCGGGUCCUGUUUGAAUAAAAAGUUCGCGGGCCAACCAGGAGCCGAGGAAGAGAUCCAGAGGAUCAGAGACAGCUUCGAUGAGUUGAACAACCUGCCUCCCGGGUGGGAAGAAGGCGUCAGACACAGUUUCGCGACCGCACUGAAGGGUGUAUUCGUGACUGCUUUCGGCCUUGCGAUCCUGGGAGCCGUGUGUGCAUUGUUCAUCAAACAGCAUAUCUUGCACAAUAACUUGGCGAGGAGAGACUCGGCGCCCCAGUGA